Hydatigera taeniaeformis is the source of this 483-nucleotide messenger RNA. NCBI's taxonomy places the organism in Eukaryota, Metazoa, Platyhelminthes, Cestoda, Cyclophyllidea, Taeniidae. The record is from the annotation of a GenBank genome assembly.
AUGGCGCACUUCCUACUGACGACGCUGACUGAUAUAACUGCCGGAGCCCUCUUCGCUGCAACCUUCCUACGUCGCAUUUCCAAGAAAACUCGAUCUCCUUCAGAUAGCAUGGAUCAGAGGCGAUUUGCUUCUGAGUUUGAACAGCUAGCUGUUUCAAUUUUGGAUGCCUGCUACUUCAACAAUAAGGAAAAUACAAUGCAACUGUUGGUGAUGGAGAGAAGGAGUUUUGCCAUGCUCUCCUGUCUGAUGAUUGCGUCGGAGGGUAACUGCAGGGAGUUCAUGCAGCACCGAGCCUGCCAGGAGUACCUGGAUCGCGUGUGGGCUUACAAACUUCUCAUUAAAAGGCUAUCUGGAAGGUUUAUCUUGAGCCUUGUGGUCGGAGCUGUAUUUCCUCCAGCUGUUCCCUUCGUGGCCGAAUACGAUGAAUCGAUGUAUGGCAAAUCAGCUAAAUCACGUGAAGCGGUGAGGUUAUCUAAUUCCUGA